AUGCGUCGCGUCACCUUUUGUAUCGCGCUCGCGUUCGCACGAGUUUCCGUGUCUGCGUUCUUCUCCCCAUCGACGUCGUCCCUCGAAGAUGACUCCGAGCAAGAGAGUCCUGCUGACCCAUCCAAUGGAACCGACAUCAAGGCCCGGCAGCCUCUGCUGGACGCCAAGAAAUGGUUCCUCACAAAAAACGAGAUCACGGCGUCGCGCGGCGGUAUCCCUCGAGACGACAUGGCGGUGUUCACGACAGGCAACAAGGUGACAUCCUACACGGUGUCCAACGAGUUCUUCAACGCAGUCUAUGACGAGCUCAGUGCAACGAAAGUGGGCGACCGCGUGUUACUUGCUGCCUGGUCUCUGGCUCUUGUGCCACUGAAACCUGACAUUGAUCCCAAGGGAACGACAACUGGCAUCAAGGAAGUGUUUGCUGGAGUAGUCAAGCGAGGCGGAAGUGUCGACAUUCUCAAUUGGGCCACUAUCUCCACGAAUUACAGAAAGUUGAACGUCAAGGCGCGCGAUGCCAUCAACAGCAUUCCGCCUUCCCCAAUCAACGGUGCGAAAGCCGUGCUCAUCUUUGACGACCGCUAUCCCAGAGCUUUGACCUCCCACCACCAGAAGACCAUGGUCAUCGCAGCAAAUAGCUCGGUGGAUCCGGACGAGCAGCCAGUGGCUUAUGUGGGUGGAGUGGAAUUUACAAGAGACCGAUGGGAUACGAUCCACCACAACAACUCUGCUCUCCGAAAAGCUGCUGGGCUCAACCAUCUCAGUGAGGGCUGGGUAGACGGACACCUUCGAAUUCAUGGCCCUGCCGCUAAAGACGUGGCCAGCAACUUUGUGGCACGGUGGAACUCGGACUUUCUACCGUGUCAGCACAUUGACGACCGCCUUCGGGAUUUCAGGAACCCCAAAUACGAGCCCAUCCUCCCGCUCGACUACGUCAGCAGCAACACCACGGGCUCUCUUGGCAGCCAUAGCGUUCAGAUCACACGGACAUAUAGCUGCUUGUACAAGCAUUACGACUUUGCUCCGAGGGGCGAAACAUCGCUGUUCCAAGCCCGAAUCAAAGCCAUCAAGAACGCCAAGAACUUUAUCUACAUUGAAGACCAGUACUUUAUCCUGGUGCCAGAGCUUCUCAAUGCGCUUUUGGAAGUGAUGCCAACGAUUCAGCGUCUGGUCGUGGUCACGAGCCCGCAAGUCAGUUUCAUGGGAUAUGCAGGGUACUCCAAGUACCUGUACGAAAGCGUGAAACCCAUCCGAUCAAAAUAUCCGAACAAGUUUGCGAUCUACACUACCAAGAAGGCGCGAAAACUUGCGAUCCACACGAAACUUGUGAUCAUCGAUGACGUGUACUUGUCCAUCGGAUCGGCGAAUUGGAAUCGUCGUAGUAUGACUUCAGACUCUGAGGUCAAUGCCGAUGUUGUGGACACUAAGUUGGUGAAGGCUCCGGAAGGGAUUAUGGUCGGCAAGAUGCCACGCGACUUCCGUAUCCGCAAGUUUCAGGAGAUGACCGGUCUGAGCUACAAGAAACUGGAUGCCAUGACGUUCAUCGAGGCCUCAGAAAAGCUGGCUCUUGCCGUUGACGACAGCUCGUCAAUCUUGGACGUCAAUGAAAUAACGCACAAGGCGUAUUUCUUUACAAUCAGGAACAAAAUGCGAAAGAUGUCGGACCCGCAGGACUCGUGUCAGUACAGCGGCAACAACUUCGUAAGGGACACGUAA
Molecule: messenger RNA, 1716 nt
Organism: Hyaloperonospora brassicae
Lineage: Eukaryota; Oomycota; Peronosporomycetes; Peronosporales; Peronosporaceae
Source: the annotation of a GenBank genome assembly